Messenger RNA from Linum tenue, 2040 nucleotides. NCBI's taxonomy places the organism in Eukaryota, Viridiplantae, Streptophyta, Magnoliopsida, Malpighiales, Linaceae. The record is from the annotation of a GenBank genome assembly.
AUGGAAAUCCCUGAAGAGAAGUAUCAGCUGACACCCGUGGAGAAUAAUGCGAAGCCAGCAAGGCGAAGGAAGACAAAGUCCCAUGUCUGGAAAUACUUCACAGUCGAGAGCAUCAGCCCUGAAUGCAAAAGGGCAUUCUGCAACACCUGCAGGAAGAGCUUCGCUUACAGCAUGGUACAGGAGAAUGGCGGCUCGAAGGUAGCCGGUACUAGCCACCUCAAGCGCCAUCUCGAGAAGGGAACCUGUGGAGCUACCGCAGGGCUUGAUAACAAUAAUGAAGGCGAUGAUCAGAAUGCGUCUGGUGCAAGUACAGGGGUCAGCGAGUCGAGAAAGCGUCGCUACAGAUCCCCCAGCUCUGCCUACAUGGCGGUGUUCAAUCCUGACGUCUGCCGCCAGGACAUUGCUCGAAUGAUCAUCAUGCACGAUUACCCUCUUGACAUGGUCGAGCAUCCUGGGUUUCAAAGUUUCGUCCAGAGCCUUCAGCCACAGUUUGGUGCAGUCAGCAUCGACACCAUCCAAGGGGAAUGCGUCUCAUCUUACUUGAGUGAGAAACAAAAGGUUAUGAGGUUGAUCGAUGCGAUGCCAGGACGAGUCUGCCUUUCUCUUGACAUGCGCAUGUCGAGAAACAGCUUGGCUUACGUGUUCAUAACAGGCCACUUCACCGACAGCAAUUGGAAGACCCAGAAGUGGAUUCUCAAUGUUGUCCUAGAACCAUAUCCCGAUUCACAUAAUGCUCUCAGCCAUGCCGUUGCUUGUUGUCUCUCUGACUGGAGAUUGGAAAGCAAGCUGCUUUCCCUCACAUUGAACCAUCCUGUGCCUGAAGCCGGGCUCGAGAAUCUCAGGUCUCAUCUCUGCGUCAAGAAUCCACUCAUCCUGAAGGGUCAGCUCUUGCUCGGGCAAUGCAUCUCACAUACUUUCACCGCCAUGGUCAACGACAUACUGUCUGCAGGAGGUGACAUCAUUAAGAAGAUCCGUGACAACAUAAAGUACGUCACGACUUCGGAGAACCACGGGGAGAAGUUCUUGCAUCUCAAAGAACAGCUUCAGGUCCCGAGCGAGGUACAUUUGUUCCUUGACGACAAGAGUCAGUGGAAUACGACUUAUCAAAUGCUGGUAUCUGCUUCGGAACUACAAGAAGUCUUCUCUUGCUUGGACACUGUUAUUCCUGAAUACAAAGAAGCUCCAACCAUGGAAGAUUGGAAGCAGGUUGAGAGCUUAUGCACGCACUUGAGGUCACUCUUCGAUGCAAUGAACUUGCUCGUCUCUUCCCCUUCCCCUCCUGCAAUCACACUAUUCCAGGAGGGGUUUAGGAUCCAGACUACAAUCGCUUGUGCAGCAACUGGUGAUCCGUUCAUUGGCAGCUUCAUCAAAUCGAUGCAGGAAAAGAUAGACAAGUAUUGGAAGGAGUGUGGCUUAAUUCUUGCAAUUUCUGUAGUCAUGGAUCCUCGUUUCAAAAUGAAGCUCGUCGAAUUCAGCUUCUCCAAACUCUUUGGUGAGGAGUCUCCUCUCUACGUUAAGAUGGUAGAUGACGGGCUCCACGAGCUGUUCGAGGAAUACGUAGCACUUCCUCUACCACCAUCACCAGCUUACGGUGGCGAUCAUGGAAACAUCGAUCGAGCAGAGGAACACAACCAGGGAGGGAGUAUUUCAGAAUACGGUUUGGCAGAUUUCGACAUGUACAUCAUGGAAAACACCACCCAGCAGUUCAAGUCGGAGAUAGACCAGUAUCUGGACGAGAACCUCGAGGGUCGGGGCUCCAAUUUGGACGUGCUGGAAUGGUGGAAACAGAAGAGGUCGAAGUACCCGACAAUGUCGAAGAUGGCGAGGGAUAUCUUGAGCAUUCCCGUGUCGACUACCUUGCCCGAAUCGAUGUUCAGUACCAAGCCAAGGGAGCUGAGCCCGAAUGCUAGGUCCGAGACUCUUGAGCCGUUUGUGUGUACUAAGGACUGGUUGCAGCAUGGGUUGACUGAAGAUUUCGGUGGAUUAGAAAGUUUGGUGGUUUCGGAUCUUUCGAACCCUGCCUUGAAAGUUGAGUUCUAG